Schistosoma curassoni is the source of this 789-nucleotide messenger RNA. The record is from the annotation of a GenBank genome assembly. Lineage: Eukaryota; Metazoa; Platyhelminthes; Trematoda; Strigeidida; Schistosomatidae.
AUGGCAUUGGAAAAAAGAGCUUCACUCGAAUUCAAGGUCACGUGGUAUGAGUUUCCAGAAAGUCGGGGAAUUCGAGAUUUUUGGCUGGUCGGUUGCCGGAAACGAGACCUGUGUUGCUACCACUCGUUUUUGCCGAUCAUAUAUUUAUUAGAUCAUAUUGGGGCUAUUGCCCAGCAUAUGAAAAAGAGAGCCUUAAAUAAUCUAGGAACAGCGACGUAUUUCAUGCCAAAGCAUCUGGUCCCACAUGUGAAGACUAUUUGCGAUGCUUUCACUGUUAUGUCUGAAAAAGUCGACUCAGACUUUGUUGGUACUUUUGUUCCCGUUGAACCAGGAAAUAAAUAUGAGUUAUCGAAUAAUUGGCAUGUUGUUGUUCUUUCAACUGAUCACUCGAUUACUAGUGUGGGUUAUUUACUUUAUUCUCGAGAUUCUACUGGCAAAGAAGUUCCGGAAAUAGCUUAUUUAGGUGAUUCUAGAUUUACUGUUAUUCGUGAAGCGAAUUCACUCUGCCCAGAUCUUUUAUCAUCUCGCUUAUUGAUAAUGGAAGCAACAUUUCUAGAUAAUCCAGAUCGUAAGAUUGAAAGCGCUAGAAGUCAUGGUCAUACGCAUUUGGAUGAAAUUCGUCAGAAUGCUUCUUUGCUAAAGUCUGUUGAUUAUAUCUAUCUGAUACACUUCUCAGAUCGUUAUGGUCAUAAUGAUAUCAUCCGUCUUUGUCACAAAGAUAUGCCUGAUUGGUUAGUCAAUCGUAUUAUACCAUCUGUAACUGCUAAACAUUGUCUUGAAAGUAGAUGA